AUGGCAACCGUCACCACCACCGACGAGAUUCAGAUUGGCCUUGUCGAGAACACCGACGACCUCGUCCAGGCGUUUGACUGCCAGAUCGCCACAUUCGGCCGCCAGACAGAGGACUCCAUCUGGAGGAGCUCCAACCCGGGAUGGGAUACCCCCGAAGGCCGCGAAGUCGGCAUCAAGCAUGGCAUCAACCGGUGGAAUUCCGUGACCAGGGACCACAACGGCAACCCAAACACCAUCUUCCUCAAGGCGACAGCUCCAGAUGAAGCCAGUCCCGGCGGGCGGAAGCUCGUCGGGUACGCCAUCUGGGUGCAGCACUCCGCCGUCCCAGGCCACGGCGAGCCCGUCCCCAACGAGGCCCAGAGGCUGGAGGCGUCGAGGGUCAUCCACCCCCACGACGAGACCGAGGCCCGGUUCCACUCGCAGAUGUGCGUGUCGCUGUAUAAGCGCCGGGCCGAGGUGGCGCAGGAGAAGGCGGCCACCGACCAGCCGGCGUUCCUGGUCCUGGACUGCUGCAUCGUGGACCCCUCGUAUCAGGGCAGGGGCAUCGCCAGGCAGCUUGUACAGUGGGGUCUGGACGAGGCGGAGAGGAGGGGCGGGCUGGAGGCGACUACGGAGGGUUCCGUCAUGGGGAGGAGGGUGUACACGAAGCUGGGGUUCCAGCCCGAACCGGCGGGAGAGGUUGUAGUUGGUGGAACCGAAAGAGAGUCAAGCCGCGACCAAUAUUAA
Messenger RNA from Clonostachys byssicola, 726 nucleotides. NCBI's taxonomy places the organism in Eukaryota, Fungi, Ascomycota, Sordariomycetes, Hypocreales, Bionectriaceae. The record is from the annotation of a GenBank genome assembly.